AUGCGCUUCAUGCUGCUGUUCAGCCGCCAAGGGAAGCUGCGCCUGCAGAAGUGGUACCUGGCCACCGCCGACCGGGACAAGAAGAAGAUGGUGCGGGAGCUGAUGCAGGUGGUGCUGGCCCGGAAGCCCAAGAUGUGCAGCUUCCUGGAGUGGAGGGACCUCAAGGUCGUCUACAAGAGGUACGCCAGCCUCUACUUCUGCUGCGCCAUCGAGGGGCAGGACAACGAGCUCAUCACCCUGGAGCUGAUCCACCGCUACGUCGAGCUCCUCGACAAGUACUUCGGCAGCGUGUGCGAGCUGGACAUCAUCUUCAACUUUGAGAAGGCCUACUUCAUCCUGGACGA
Messenger RNA from Mesitornis unicolor (brown roatelo), 344 nucleotides. RefSeq names its product AP-1 complex subunit sigma-1A. Gene Ontology annotation, molecular function: clathrin-cargo adaptor activity. Gene Ontology annotation, biological process: intracellular protein transport; vesicle-mediated transport. The annotation marks the transcript as partial. Lineage: Eukaryota; Metazoa; Chordata; Aves; Mesitornithiformes; Mesitornithidae. Gene Ontology annotation, cellular component: membrane coat; intracellular membrane-bounded organelle; AP-1 adaptor complex. The record is from RefSeq and is a predicted model, not a curated record. The transcript has 3 exons.